UAUUUUAAUGUACUUACCACAAAUAAGAUUAAAUUUUUUAAUGGUACUGAUCUUAACUUAAUUGUGCAGAUGGCCUGGUGCUGAAUGUUUGGUCUUACAGCACCUCCUUAGGCUUAUGUUAAUGAGAUGCUGUGUUUCUUCCCUGGGACCUUAUCAGGGAAUCUAAGGGCAAAUGUUAUAUCUCAGUGAAUGGUCAGACCUUUGUGUAACUGUCUUCUCCCAAGCUUGAGAUUUGUUGUGUGAAAUGGCCAUUACCUGGCCAUUGCUUUCUUCACUUGUUUCCCCAACUUUUCCACCCUGUAACUGCUCUACUAAGCAGGCGAACAGAGAUGAAAAGUAAGAGGUUUCCUCCUACGUAUUUCUGCCAGGUUUAAGCUUCAGUGGAUAUUUUGCAUGUUAAAAUCUCCAGCUUUCUUGUAAUACUGAAACCCAGCCUAAGCAAGUUACCAGCCUGUUAGAGGGUGGUAGAGCCAACAGUGUAAUUUUGUGGAGCCUGGCAGUGGUUAAUCCUAGCAUACUUCAAAUGCCUGGAGAACUUUCUGCCCCAGUAUUGGGACUGUCAAAUGAUCUCAUGUUGGGGUUUUAAACUCACCAUGUUUAUUACUUAUUGCUGACUGGAUUUUCUUGUCCUUUUAGCUUACAAAGAGAUUGCAAGGCAACCCAUACAGUGCCUCACUAAUGGUUCGAUGGCUGAAGUCUGUUUUUACCGUACAUGCAUCCUACCUUUCCACAUUGCCAGACCUUAUUCCUCAGCUGGGAAUGUUGUACCAGUUGAUGGAGAGCAGAGUAAAAACUUUGCAAAAGCUUUCCCGUCUGCAUGGAAGACUCUUCAUUCUUGUCACCCAGGUUGCAGCAUCACAAACAGUUCAGGAUGUACCCGAGGUUAAUCAGACUGCAAAGCUGGUCUAUGAGGAUGAGUCCUCAGAGGAGGAAGGCUCAGAUGAUGAGAUGAUUGCAGAUAAAGACUCUGACGAAAACUGGGAUGAAGAUGAAGAAAAAGAGGAACAAUCUGAUGAACAAGACAUGACUGUUGAAAAGGAAAUCAAUGGUGAUUCUGAUUUGGAACCAGAAAAUGAAAGUGAAGAAGAGUAACAGCACGAAAGAGUAAUUUUAGCGGUUUGAACAAGUGGGCCACCAAGCUCUUUGAUUCUGGAUCCUGUUGCUGAAAGAUGCUGUACUUGCAUAUCAGGAGUGCAGAACAUUGCACAGCCUGUGUGCAGAGGCACCUGUGGGGCACUGCAUUUCUGAAUCCAGAAUGUUUAACCGUGCCAGCCUUCUCUCGCCCUCCUUCCCUGCGCUUACUUAGAGAAACAUUUCCUCCACCUCCUGGUCAGAUUAUGCCUGUCAUGCGGACAUGCAUUUGUAUCUCAAGUGAAAUAAAUCUGCCACCGCUGUUUGUGUGGGAAA
Camarhynchus parvulus is the source of this 1407-nucleotide messenger RNA. Its product is annotated as WD repeat-containing protein 43-like. The transcript has 6 exons. Gene Ontology annotation, cellular component: nucleolus. NCBI's taxonomy places the organism in Eukaryota, Metazoa, Chordata, Aves, Passeriformes, Thraupidae. Bases 679 to 1092 code for a protein of 137 amino acids. Gene Ontology annotation, biological process: maturation of SSU-rRNA from tricistronic rRNA transcript (SSU-rRNA, 5.8S rRNA, LSU-rRNA). The record is from RefSeq and is a predicted model, not a curated record.